AUGGAGAAGAGAAGCCAUAAUAUUCCCAUUUUGUUCAUUUUCCAUUACUUGUUGUUUUCAAUCUCCAAAAUGGCAGAUGCACAGACCAUCCCCAUUAGAGUUGGGGUGAUUCUUGACAUGGAUGGCUACGGACAGAUGGCCUUCAAUUGCCUAUCCAUGGCGCUUUCCGACUUCUAUUCGACCCACAGUCAUUACAAGACUAGGCUCCUCCUCACCAACCGUCCCCCCAAAGGCGACGUCAUUGGUGCUGCUUCCGCAGGCCUAGACCUACUCAAGAAUGUGCAAGUGCAAGCCAUAUUAGGCCCAACCUUCUCAUUUCAGGCUAGCUUCCUCAUCUCUCUAGGAGAAGAAGCUCAGGUCCCCAUCAUCUCCUACUCCGCUACAAGUCCUUCUCUCUCCUCAACCCGAAGCCCCUACUUCUUCCGCGCCACCCUCAGCGACGCUACACAGGUGGACGCCAUAGCUGACAUCGUCGAGGCCUUCGGGUGGCGAGAAGUCGUCCCUGUUUACGAGGAAAACAACUUCGGAGAAGGCAUUAUGCCUUAUUUGAGCGACGCCUUGGGGCGUGUCAACGCCCGCAUACCUUACAGAAGCGUGAUCUCUACUCUCGCAACCGACGAUCAGAUCGAGGCCGAGCUCUACAAGCUCAUGACAAUGCAGACCAGAGUGUUCGUGGUCCACAUGUUGAGCCCCCUCGCGUCUCGCCUCUUCAUCAUAGCGCGCAAGAUCGGGUUGAUGAGUCGGGAUUGUGCGUGGAUCGUCACGAAUGGGAUCACCAACGAGCUCGAGUUGCUGGAUCAGUCUGCACUGGAGUCCAUGCUGGGAGUUAUUGGAGUGAGGCAUCAUGUCCCGAGGAGUAAAGAGCUCGAGAGCUUUGAGACUCAGUUUAAUAAACAGGUUCUUGUUGGAAGUAAAUUGAGCAUUUUUGGGCUGUGGGCUUAUGAUGCAGCCACUGCAUUAGCUAUAGCAGCAGAGAAGGCAGAGCUUAAAGAUGUUAACUACAUACAAAAAUCGACGAACUCAACAGAUCUCGAAGGAUUUGGAGUGUCGGGUGGUGGGCCGAGCCUCAUCAAGGCCUUGUCGAACACAACAUUCACAGGGCUUGCAGGGAACUUCAGGCUAGUCGAUGGGGAGCUUGAGGCGCCGCCUAUGGAGAUUGUCAACUUCGUCGGCCAUGGAGUUCAGGGCAUUGGAUAUUGGACAAAAGAUAGUAGGAUUGUCAAUGAACUCAACUCCAAAAGCGCUAAUUUGUACGCGGAUUUUACUCCCAAAUCCAAGCUUGGAUCGAUCAUCUGGCCAGGCGACACAACAUCUAGGCCUAGAGGUUGGGUGAUCCCAACCAAUGGAAGGAAGUUGAGAGUUGGAGUACCUGUGAAAGCUGGAUUCACUGAGUUUGUGAGUGUUACAUGGAAUGCUGACAAUUCUACAAGAGUAGUAGGGUAUUGCAUAGAAAUUUUUGAAGCAGUAAUGGCAGCAUUACCUUAUGGUGUGAGCUAUGAAUACAUCCCGUAUGCAUAUCCCAACCACACCACGGCUGGAGAUUACAAUAGCUUGACCUAUCAAGUAUACCUCGGAAACUAUGAUAUCGUUGCUGGAGACGUGACGAUUGUGGCGAACAGGUCGCAGUACGUGGACUUCACUCUGCCCUACACAGAGUCAGGUGUGUCAAUGAUCGUGCCACUGAAAGAUGUAAAGAGAAAGAAUGCAUGGAUAUUCUUGAAGCCCCUUCUUGAUUUUUUUUUUUUCUUUCUUUUUUUUUGUGUAUGUAAUCGAGAUGUCCUGGUUUGA
Salvia hispanica is the source of this 1788-nucleotide messenger RNA. Lineage: Eukaryota; Viridiplantae; Streptophyta; Magnoliopsida; Lamiales; Lamiaceae. The record is from RefSeq and is a predicted model, not a curated record.